CCACACUUGCAGUUCUUUCGUGUUCCCCUCUCUUAACCAAACGAGCUCCUUCAAAGCGUUCUUGUCGGACGUUUCCGAAGAAGAUCGUCAUCCUGAGAAGCGCAAUCUCCUCCACGUUAAACGGGAGGAGGAGUCCGAGAUGCCAUGCAUUAAACAAGAGGCGGAGCUAGAGACCCCCGACAUAAAAGAAGAAGAACAAGAAAAUGAAAUCCCCAAGUUUCCAGUGGCCGUCAGUGUGAAGAGCGAAGAAGAUGAAGGUCCAAGCGAAGAGAGUGGAGCAGUGAAACAAUUGAGUGACGGCUCAUUUCAGCACCUGACAACAAAAGAAGAGGAACAAUUGCAACAGGAUGACCUAUUAGCAGCGCUCUCGGACAUCGACGACGUAACGUCACACUCUUCUGACACUGACUCAAAUGUGGAGGAUGUUGACUUUGACCAAAAUGCUUUGGAAACCUUAAUCAAGUCAACAUUGAAAAUAGACGCAAAAGAAUGUGUGGUUGGGAAACCUUUUCCCUGCACGCUUUGCGGCAAAAGAUUUUCACAGAUGUCUCAUUUAAUAACGCAUGACCGUACACACAUUGGAGAGAAGCGUUUUGCCUGCGCACUUUGUGACAAAAGAUUUUCUGAGAAGUGUCAUUUAAAAAGACACAUGCGUAUACACACUGGAGAAAAGCCUUUUGUUUGUACAUGUUGUGGUAAAAAAUUUGCAGAGAAGGGAAAUUUAAUCCAGCACACAGGCACAAACUGUGGAGAGAAGCCUUUCGCCUGCUCACUUUGCCAUAAAAGAUUUUCUCAGGAGACUAAUAAAGAAAGGCAUAUGCGCACACACACCGAAGAAAAGCCUUUUGUUUGCACAUGUUGUGGUAAAAGAUUCCCCGAAAAGAGAAAUUUAAACAAACAUGCAAGAAUACACAGUGGAGAGAAGCCUUUCGCCUGCUCACUUUGCAACAAAAGAUUUUCUCAGAAGUCUAAUAAAGAAAGGCAUAUGCAUACACACACACACACGAGAGAAAAACCUUUUGUCUGCCCAUGUUGUGGUGAAAGAUUCGCCGUGAAGGGAAAUUUAAACCAACACAUAAGCACACACGAAGUCAAGAUUUUCACCUGUUCACUUUGCGACAAAAGAUUUUCUCGGAAGUCUAAUAGAGAAAGGCAUAUGCGUACACACACUGGCGAAAAGCCUUUUCACUGCUCAGUUUGUCAUAAAAGAUUCUCUCAGAAGACAGACAAAGAAAAGCAUAUGCGUACACACACUGGAGAAAGGCCUUUUGCCUGUUCAGUUUGUCAAAAAAGAUUCUGUAGCAAGGCGGCUUUAAAGAAACACGCAAGAAAACACACCGGAUAGAAACCUUUUAGUUUCUCACAAGCAGUGAUGUCACAGAUUACUGAAAAAAGUAAUUUACUGAUUAAUGAUUGCAUGUAAAAAAAAAGUAAUGUAGUUAUUUUUUUACUGAUGACUUUAUUAUCAAAGUAACAUUUACUUUAAAAGUAACUUAUCGGUUAAUUUUUACCCAUUUUACUCCUUUUGCUUCCUGAACAUAAAAAUGACAACAGAAAAUGUCAUCGCAUGAAAUUUUUCACGGAAGGCUUAAUUUUAUAGUUAGCAGGGGUUUGAUUAGACAAUUGAGUUGAUUUCACACGAACAGUGUCAAGAUGUAUAUAUAUUAUCGGCCAAAAGUUUGGAGACACCUCAAGGGUGGAUACUUUGAAGAAUGUAGAAUAUAAAACCUGUUUUCAGUUAUUUCACUUUUUUUUGCCAAGUGCAUGAUUCAACAUGUUCCAUCAUAGUUUUGAUGUCCUCAGUGAGAAUUUACAAUAGUAGUGAAAACAAAAGCAAAAAUGAUGAGGUGUGUCCAAACUUUUGACUCUUGUUACAGAGUCAUAAAACUUGUAGCCCCCCCCCCCCAAAAAAAACAAAACAAAACUCCGCCUAUGCUUACAAACUGUAACUAUAAAAUGUACAUAAAGGCUGGUUACAAACUGUAGAAGUGCUAGCUGUCUCGUUACCUGGAGGCUUUGUUUUGAGUUUUGUCGCGUUGUGCUCUAAUUCGAAGUGGUUCCUUGAAUUGGAUGUGGAGUUUUUAGCGGUUGACAGUUUUCUUGAGCCAACGCAAAGUUAGCACCGUUCAGAGAUUUGUCACCUUUACUAAACAGAAAUGUGAAGUCAAUGCUGUAUUUCCAGUGAGCAAAUGCAGCCAUAUGUACCUCGUCAGAAUGCUAUGUUGUUGACCGCCGUGGCAGACAGCGCUCACAAAGCAUGGUAAUACACGUGCCCCCCCCCCCCCCCCCCUUUUGUACAUGACUACAGUAUUCUUCAUUCUCCAUACAUUAUUUAAUUUUCUUAUUCAGUUUCCCCUGAGUUGCUUUUGAAAAAUUUGUUGAAAUGAUUUUUCUGGUCCUGGUCUUUUUUUCUUUUUUCUUUUUUUUUUUUAUCGAAUGAAUUGGGUUUAGGUUAGGUUACUUCAUAUCAAAGAUAAUUUUCUGUUUUAUGACUUUUCUCUGACUUUGAUCUACUAUGAUUUAGCUUUUGUCUCCUCGAUUUGUUUUUUUUUU
Messenger RNA from Corythoichthys intestinalis (scribbled pipefish), 2553 nucleotides. Its product is annotated as gastrula zinc finger protein XlCGF57.1-like. The transcript is spliced from 2 exons. Gene Ontology annotation, molecular function: RNA polymerase II cis-regulatory region sequence-specific DNA binding; DNA-binding transcription factor activity, RNA polymerase II-specific. The coding region runs from base 140 to 1345 and encodes 401 amino acids. Gene Ontology annotation, biological process: regulation of transcription by RNA polymerase II. The record is from RefSeq and is a predicted model, not a curated record. Lineage: Eukaryota; Metazoa; Chordata; Actinopteri; Syngnathiformes; Syngnathidae. Gene Ontology annotation, cellular component: nucleus.